Molecule: messenger RNA, 1278 nt
Organism: Monomorium pharaonis (pharaoh ant)
Lineage: Eukaryota; Metazoa; Arthropoda; Insecta; Hymenoptera; Formicidae
Gene: Polr2M
Exons: 5
Coding region: 201-1187 (328 amino acids)
Biological process (GO): transcription elongation by RNA polymerase II
Cellular component (GO): nucleus
Molecular function (GO): transcription elongation factor activity
Source: RefSeq, a predicted model, not a curated record
UCGUUCGAAGCAAGACACGUUAAUUGUCAUUAAUUGCGUUAUGCCGUUUACCGUGUUUAUACAACAAAGAUAUUUUUUAGUAAUUGCAGAGAUUUUCAGCGUUGUGCUGUGAAUUUAUUUGAACUCCAAUUUCUUCAAUUUUGCGAAAGAUUCAAGGCACACAUCGAUAUCCCGCUUUUAGAAAUUUUAUAACGAGAAACAUGUCGAAAAUAUCAAAGAUACCUGGCGACGUAACUCCUUUGAAGAAGGAAAGUCAAGGUUACAUCGAAGAUUUAAGCAAGAUGCAGAAGUUUCAAUUGGAGGAGCUUUUAAAAAGGCAGAAAAAAAUUCUUGCUAAUAAGAAAUUUAUCUCUCAGCUUCCUGAUAAAGGAGAGAAAAUAAUAAACUUCCAUGAUAAAAUACUGAAAGAACUUGAGCACAGAAAUGAGAUGGAAGAGGUGGCCAAUUUGCUAUCGCGGUUUAAUAUAGCGUCUGAAGGCAAAGCUGCUAUGAGCAAAUUGGAAUGGACAGGAAAGUGUCAUAAAGAUGAUGACAAUGAUACAAUCAAGAUUGUCGAGCUGGACAGCGACGACGAUGAAGAUCCAUUGAAGAUAUUAGCACAGCCUACAGGGACUGGUGUUCACAAUAAAAAGAUUAUACAUGUGGUGCGCGAAGAAAGUCUUAUCAAGCCAGAAGACAUAGCAGAGAUUAAAACUUUCAAGGCAAAUCCUUUAGAUGUAGAACAUGUGAAAUAUAUUGUCAAUAAAGUGGAGACACAGGAAACGAGUAAAAAGGAGCCAUUUAAGCCGUACAAAACAACCAAGAGCAAUGUACAUGAUCCAAUGAAGGAGAAACAGAGGAAGCUACAUAAACAUUGGGAGGUCACGGCAGCUACACCACCUCUCAUAGUUCACGAAUCAGCCAAAGUUAUGAGUUUAAACGAAUCUCUAAGAUUGCAGAAGAGACAAGCUGAAAAAUUACAAGAAAUUCGAGCAAAACAUGCAUUGGAACGUCUAACUGAUCAAAUAGGACAAUACGGUAUUGAUCCUACACCACGAAAUAUCAGUAAUUGCCGUUCACAGUAUGCGAACGAUACACUUUCCUCAUCUUCCUCCUCUGAAGAUGAAGAACAUAAUGAAGUUCACGACGACGAAGAUAAUGAUAGAGGUGGAACAGUUGUAUUUACCGUGGAUUCUAUAGAAAGCUAAUGAAGACUUACAUUAUACUGUGCACAUAAACAAAAAAUUAUUAGCUCUAAAAAUAUUUAUUUUUGCUUUAAUAAAAUUAUCUUUAUUAGGA